Messenger RNA from Punctularia strigosozonata HHB-11173 SS5, 996 nucleotides. RefSeq lists its product as uncharacterized. The record is from RefSeq and is a predicted model, not a curated record. Lineage: Eukaryota; Fungi; Basidiomycota; Agaricomycetes; Corticiales; Punctulariaceae. The transcript has a single exon. Bases 1 to 996 code for a protein of 331 amino acids.
AUGUACCUGCCCUCAUCUUCCUGUAUCGUACUUUCAGUCACUGACACACAUGACAGCUUUACUGCCACUGAACUCUUGGACCUUGUGGCCGCGCUAGAAAUACCCGAGACUGUGAUCACGGUGUCUCGCCAUCGAUUCUCAGCCCUCGAGGCUUUUUGCCUCCUUUGUGCCCGGUUUCGCAGCGCUGCAGACUUACAUGAUCUUAUGAUCAAGUAUCGACGAAGCGCAGCUGCACUGUCUGAAGUAGUAAAUCAACUAGUUGUUCAUCUUGAUGACAUGUGGGGGCACUUACUCGGGCUCGACAACCACGCACUACUCUCCCAAGACCGUCUCAAAGUUUAUGCAGAUGCAACUUUGCGCGCCGGUUCCGUGGUUCCCCAUAUUUGGGCCUUCAUUGACUGCACUAUCCGUGCCAUAUGCCGACCAAGCAAACAUCAACGGCAGGCAUAUAAUGGUCACAAGAAGUAUCACGCUCUCAAGUACCAAGCUCUCGCCCUCCCAGAUGGGCUUAUUGGCCAUCUCCACGGACCUUUGGAAGGUCGCAGAGGUGACGGGUUUCUGCUCAGCGACAGUGGACUGCUGGACUGGUGCUCCGAACAUGCAAAAUGCCCAAGCAUAACCUCAGGCUCGGGCAACGGCACGGACAACAGCACGAAGGACACAUAUUACCGGUUAUACGGGGACCCCGCGUAUGGACUCAGUGACGUGCUCAUUAGUCCAUUCUCAGGUCCAGGAGAGAGAACACCAGAGGAGCGGGAAUUCAACGAAAGAAUGUCUUCGCUACGCAUGGAGGUUGAGCACACGUUCGGUAACGUACUCAACAAGUGGGGGUUUCUCCGGUCAAAAAGCAAGAUGAAGGUGUAUUCUUCUCCAGUAGGACGUUACUAUCGUGUCGGAGUCCUUUUAACGAACACCAUGAAUUGCCUUCGACCAAAUCAAACAUCCCAGUUCUUCCUGUGCUCGCCUCCUAGUCUUCGUGAAUAUCUCCAUCAUUAA